AUGAAACGGGCUGUUACGGCAUUGUUUAUGCUGGAGCCCGGUCUCGUUCGCUCAGCCAUCAAUUUCGAUGGCAACCCGGCCGUUACGCCUUUGGGCGACGGUGACCCUGCCCCGAUCCACAGCCCCCGAACCUACGAACCAGACCAGCACGACUGUCUACUUCUAUGCGUGGCCUUUGCUGACGUUCACAGCUGGACUCCAUAUCUGUCAGUCGACCGUUUCGCCGCUCCCCUGGACGAACCAGCUUCCACCAUUCUCAACCGUGGCUGCAGGCUGACAUCUGGCCCGGCCUCUGAGACUAAUAUGUCGUCGUACUUCUCGGGGGCCAUGGAGAACCCGAAGAAGUCUGAAGCUCUCUUUGAUCCUCCGUUGAGUUCCGCCCCAGCCUGCGUCGCUGGCACACUCGAAGUCCAAGGCAACCUGCAAACGGCUGGCAGCAUCUGCAGCGGUGGCAAAGUUGCGGCUCAAGUUGUUUCCGGCCUACUGAGAGGAAUCGAGAGCUUCUUCAAAUCCCCAGACAACUGCGACGAAAAUUUCAUGUUUGCCAGUGGCCGGCAGCCGGAACGAAUCUUUGGUAUCGCCAUCGGCACGGCAGGGGACCAUGCGGCCCUCCGAAGAACGGCUCUGGCAUAGAGCCAGGGCAGCUGUGCCGCCGACGGGGACAUUGAAACUGCCGGAGAGCUUCAGGGAUUGACCUUCUUUGAGGCGGCUGGGACAGGAGCGACACCACGUUACAACAGCAG
Parathielavia appendiculata is the source of this 743-nucleotide messenger RNA. RefSeq lists its product as uncharacterized. The coding region runs from base 1 to 633 and encodes 210 amino acids. The record is from RefSeq and is a predicted model, not a curated record. Lineage: Eukaryota; Fungi; Ascomycota; Sordariomycetes; Sordariales; Chaetomiaceae. The transcript has 3 exons.